AUGGCAGUGGUUCGAGAAAAAGAUGUGUGUUGGGAAUAUGCUGAGAAACUUGAUGGAAAUAAAGUUAGAUGCAAAUUUUGCCUUAGAGUUUUGAAUGGUGGGAUUAGUAGGUUAAAGCAUCAUCUAUCUCGUCUUCCAAGUAAAGGUGUAAAUCCGUGUAGUAAAGUUAGGGAUGAUGUUACUGAUAGGGUUAGAGCUAUUUUAUCAUCGAAAGAGGAGAUUAAAGAAACAUCUAGUGUUAAGAAGCAGAAGAUUGCUGAAGCUAGAUCUCCUGGAAAUAUAUCCACUUGUAGUAAAAUCAUUCCUUUAGAGGCAUCAUCUCCUGUGGCAAAAGUUUUCCCCGCUACCUCACCAAUUGCCCCUCCAUCAUUGAACAGCCAAGAAAAUGUGGAGAGAAGUAUCGCUUUGUUCUUUUUUGAGAAUAAGUUGGACUUUAGUGUAGCUCGUUCUUCAUCCUAUCAAGCAAUGAUUGAUGCAGUAGGAAAGUUUGGUCCUGGAUUUACAGGUCCAUCUGUUGAAACCUUGAAGACAAUGUGGUUGGAAAGGAUCAAGUCUGAAGUGUGUUUACAAUCAAAAGAUACAGAGAAAGAAUGGGCUACUACUGGCUGUACCAUCAUUGCAGACACUUGGACUGACAAUAAAUCUAGAGCUUUAAUAAACUUCCUAGUUUCAUCACCCUCAAGGACAUUUUUCCACAAGUCGGUUGAUGCCUCAUCAUAUUUUAAGAACACAAAAUGCCUUGCUGAUUUGUUUGAUUCUGUUAUUCAAGAUUUUGGCCCAGAAAAUGUUGUGCAAAUUAUUAUGGAUAGUAGUUUCAACUAUACUGGUAUUUCAAACCAUAUCUUGCAGAACUAUGGAACCAUUUUUGUGUCUCCUUGUGCUUCUCAAUGUUUGAAUCUAAUCUUGGAAGAAUUUUCUAAGGUAGAUUGGGUGAACAGAUGUAUCUUACAAGCACAAACAUUAUCCAAGUUUCUGUACAACAAUGCGUCAAUGCUUGAUUUGAUGAAGAAGUUUACUGGGGAACAGGAACUUAUAAGAACCGGAAUAACAAAGUCUGUUUCUAGCUUUCUAUCAUUGCAAUCAAUGUUGAAACAGAGGUCAAGAUUGAAGCAUAUGUUUAAUAGCCCUGAGUAUUCAACUAACUCCUCAUAUGCAAAUAAACCACAGAGCAUAUCUUGCAUUGGCAUUGUUGAGGAUAAUGACUUUUGGAGGGCAGUAGAUGAAUGUGUAGCUAUAUCUGAGCCUUUUCUGAAAGUGUUGAGGGAGGUAUCUGGAGGGAAACCUGCUGUUGGUUCUAUAUAUGAACUAAUGACCAGAGCCAAGGAAUCAAUAAGGACAUAUUAUAUAAUGGAUGAGGGUAAGUGUAAGACAUUUUUGGACAUAGUUGAUAGAAAGUGGCGGGACCAACUUCAUUCACCUCUACAUUCGGCUGGGGCAUUUUUAAAUCCUAGUAUCCAGUAUAAUCAAGAAAUAAAAUUUCUUGGAUCUAUAAAAGAAGACUUUUUUAAGGUUCUGGAGAAACUACUUCCCACUCCAGAGUUAAGACGUGACAUCACCAAUCAAAUUUUUACUUUUACAAGGGCAAAGGGGAUGUUUGCUUGUAAUCUAGCAAUGGAAGCACGAGAUACAGUUUCUCCUGGGCUCUGGUGGGAGCAAUUUGGCGACUCAGCUCCUGUGUUGCAACGGGUUGCAAUUAGAAUCCUCAGUCAAGUUUGCAGCACUUUUACCUUCGAGAGGCAUUGGAGCACAUUUCAACAAAUUCACUCUGAAAAGCGGAAUAAGAUUGACAAAGAAAUAUUGAAUGACCUCGUGUAUAUUAACUACAAUCUCAGGUUAGCAAGACAAAUGAGAACAAAGUCCGUAGAAGCUGACCCUAUUCAGUUCGACGACAUUGAUAUGACCUCAGAAUGGGUAGAGGAAAGUGAGAACCCAAGCCCGACACAGUGGCUUGAUCGGUUUGGUUCUGCUUUGGAUGGGGGUGACUUGAACACGAGACAGUUCAAUGCUGCCAUAUUUGGAAAUGACCAUAUAUUUGGCUUGUGACUGGGUUUGUGCAAGUCUCUGUACCGCCUUCUGUUGUUGAGUGAGAAUGCCCUGUAACUGUUCAUUGAUAAUCAGUUCCUGCUCUUCAGUUUAAAUUAUUGAAUUAUGUAGUAGCGGCUAUGUAUGAAUGGCACGCUUUGUAUAUACCAGCCGAUAUUGCUACAUGAAAAGAAGUUAAUAGGUGUGGUAAUGUUCUGAACUAAAAUCUGUUUCAAAUGAAAUUCAGCAGUCUGUAAUUAUAGAGUAA
This is a messenger RNA of Theobroma cacao (cacao), 2290 nucleotides long. Its product is annotated as hAT transposon superfamily. The record is from RefSeq and is a predicted model, not a curated record. Lineage: Eukaryota; Viridiplantae; Streptophyta; Magnoliopsida; Malvales; Malvaceae. Gene Ontology annotation, molecular function: DNA binding; protein dimerization activity.